Molecule: messenger RNA, 2882 nt
Organism: Thamnophis elegans (Western terrestrial garter snake)
Lineage: Eukaryota; Metazoa; Chordata; Lepidosauria; Squamata; Natricidae
Gene: ANGPT1
Product: angiopoietin 1
Exons: 9
Coding region: 127-1626 (499 amino acids)
Biological process (GO): Tie signaling pathway; angiogenesis
Molecular function (GO): receptor tyrosine kinase binding
Source: RefSeq, a predicted model, not a curated record
AUCCCCUAAACAAAUCCUUAAAGGCAAAGCAAACAUUAAAAAGAGGGAGGGGGGAAAGGAAGGCAAAGGCGAGGAGAGGAGGCUUGGAUCAAGGUGUCAAGAGCAGGACAGAAGAGGGCUAGUAACAUGACCAUUUUCGUUUGGUUUGUUUUCCUUGCUUCUCUUCUGAAGCACAUCAACUGCACUAGUCCACGCCGGGCUCCGGAGUCCAAUGGACGAAGGUAUAAUCGGAUUCAGCACGGACAGUGCACCUACACGUUCAUACUUCCUGAACAGGAUGGAAACUGUCGCGAAAGCUCUUCUGACCAAUACAACACCAAUGCGCUGCAAAGGGAUGCCCCUCACAUCGAGACAGAUUUCUCCUCCCAGAAACUGCAGCGGCUGGAGCAUGUCAUGGAAAAUUACACUCAGUGGCUACAAAAGCUUGAGAACUACAUUGUGGAAAACAUGAAGUCAGAAAUGGCUCAGCUGCAGCAGAACGCUGUCCAAAAUCACACAGCCACCAUGCUGGAAAUAGGAACCAGCCUUCUCAGCCAGACAGCAGAACAGACAAGAAAGCUCACAGAUGUUGAAACACAAGUUCUUAAUCAAACAUCCCGGCUUGAAAUCCAACUGCUGGAAAAUUCCUUAUCUACUUACAAGCUGGAGAAACAAUUGCUCCAACAGACCCAUGAAAUCUUGAAAAUCCAUGAGAAAAACAGUCUAUUGGAACACAAGAUUCUUGACAUGGAAGAAAGGCAUAAAGAGGAACUAGAUACGUUAAAAGAGGAAAAGGGGGACCUGCAAGUUUUGGUAUCUCGUCAAACCUACAUUAUCCAAGAACUUGAGAGGCAACUAAGUAAAGCAACAACCAAUAACAGCAUUAUGCAGAAGCAACAACUUGAACUCAUGGACACAGUCCAUAGCCUGGUCAGCAUUUGUUCUAAAGAUGGAGUUUUGCUAAAGAAUGUAAAAAAGGAAGAAGAGAAGCCAUUCAGAGACUGCGCAGAUGCAUACCAAGCUGGUUUUAAUAAAAGCGGUGUCUACACAAUUUAUGUUACUAACAUAUCAGAACCUAAAAAGGUUUUUUGCAACAUGGAGACUGCAGGAGGAGGUUGGACAGUAAUACAACACCGAGAAGAUGGGAGCCUAGAUUUCCAAAAAAGUUGGAAAGAAUACAAAAUGGGUUUUGGUAGCCCCUCUGGUGAAUAUUGGCUGGGAAAUGAAUUUAUCUUUGCAAUAACCACCAGUCAAAAACAUUACUCUCUAAGAAUCGAAUUAAUGGAUUGGGAAGGAAGUCGAGCUUACUCGCAAUAUGAUAGAUUUUACAUAGGAAAUGAAAAACAGAAUUACAGGCUGUAUCUCAAGGGUCAUUCUGGAACAGCAGGGAAACAAAGCAGUUUGAUAUUACAUGGUGCUGACUUUAGUACCAAAGAUGCUGACAAUGACAAUUGUAUGUGCAAAUGUGCUCUUAUGCUAACAGGAGGUUGGUGGUUUGAUGCCUGUGGCCCUUCCAAUCUUAAUGGGAUGUUUUAUUCAGCUGGACAACACCAUGGAAAAAUAAAUGGGAUCAAAUGGCAUUACUUCAAAGGUCCAAGUUACUCAUUACGUUCCACAACUAUGAUGAUCCGUCCCUUGGACUUUUAAAGAGGCAAUAAGAUAGUGGCCACCUGAAGGACACCUUGUGUAAUGUUUAGAAGCAGAAGGUGGAAACUCCCUGAAAAUGCUGAAUUCCAACAUCCUAGCCGUCUUUGGAUCUUAUUUCACUGGCUGCAGUAAACAAAGACAAGUCACUGUCCAACCUAGGGACAGGUGAAACUGUGGAUUAUGAAUAAUAUAAAAUAGCUUUUGUGGCUAUUCAGUGGACAACUUUAAGGUUCGGUUGCCACCAAUAAACUGGUAUCUUUUAACCAAAGCCUUUUUUGUUGUUGUUUUGCUUUGAACAAGCAGAAUUUUUUUUAAAAUAUAGGAAAUGCAAACCAAGUGGCCUUUUGAAAAAAAAAUACAGAAAUAAACUCUAAUGGAUGGCAGAAGAUGUUCGUCUGUCAAGAAAAUGGUAUCAACUCAAUGCAGAAGCACGACUGCUAUUUAUUUGUAGCCCCUUAAAAUGCAACUAUGGCCUUACAACCUGGCAUCAGAAAAUGGGAUUGAGAUAGAAAAAAAUAUCUUUAAUACCAGAACAAUAUGGAUUAUAUGAGUCAUUUCUCAUUAAAUCUACGUGAGACAUGGAGCAUCCUUCAAAGAGACAAUGAAUCAAGUUGGACAGAAAAAUAAGAGCAAUAGGUUGAGAAUUGUUAAUUGACCUGAAUGGCUAGGCUAAAAUUUGGCAGUCCAGAUAAUUGGGCUUUUCCAAAUAUUUCAACUAUGUUUGAUAGUAUGACAACAAAAGGGAUUAUUUUUCUUUCUGACUGCUACAGCUUUACUUUGCUUUAUAUGACAUUUCAGUAUGAACGUCAUAUGAAAAACAAAGAAAAAGAAAAAGCACAUCUUUUUUAAAAAAAAUGCAGAAUCAAGGUUAUUUGUACAUAGAUUUAUGACAUGGAUACACAAAUACAUAAACUAUGCAAAUAUCAUAACCAUGUAUUAACUGGAUUUACUUUAUCAGUCUUGCUGGUUUGCAUGUAAAUGUUACUAGUAAAUUGCUAGACUUUCACAUCUGCUAUUCAACCUUCAUUUGACAGAGUUCAACAGAAAACAAUGAGUUAUUUCCUAUAUUUAAUUUACACCUUUGGACAAUGGGUUGGAAAUUAAAGAAUACGAGAGAAGAAAGAAAUCACAGAUAUGGAUUGCAAAUGCCCUGAAUGGAAAGCAGUUAUAAUUGAGUGGAUCAAUUUAAAUGGGAAAACAAAACAUUAUUUUAAAUGAGUAGUACUAACAUGUAGUUCCCUACAUCGUGAUCUACA